Rosa chinensis is the source of this 4273-nucleotide messenger RNA. RefSeq names its product pleiotropic drug resistance protein 1-like. The transcript has 24 exons. Gene Ontology annotation, cellular component: membrane. Gene Ontology annotation, molecular function: ABC-type transporter activity; ATP binding; ATP hydrolysis activity. The record is from RefSeq and is a predicted model, not a curated record. NCBI's taxonomy places the organism in Eukaryota, Viridiplantae, Streptophyta, Magnoliopsida, Rosales, Rosaceae. Bases 248 to 4273 code for a protein of 1341 amino acids.
CUAAAGCCCUGUGUCUCUAUGCAUAUAAAUAAAGGUUUGAUACAGUUUUCGUUUAUAUCAAACUCCCUCAACUUUAUAGAGACUUGCUUUCAGCACUAACAUCCAUGGAAUGUAACUUUCUGGGAUGAAAGUUACAGAAAAGCUUGGUGGGUUUCUGUUUGGUUGUGAAGAAAGUGUAGACUUAGUGGCGGUUGGCGGGGCACGAUACAAACGAGUAGUAGUGCACGUAUGAUUGAGCAGUUUUGACAUGUGGAGAAACGAGGAUACUUCAAUGGAAGCUUUCUCCAAGUCUUCUCGUGAAGAAGACGAUGAAGAAUCUCUCAAAUGGGCUGCUAUUGAGAGACUGCCUACUUAUUUACGCAUAAGGAGAAGUAUACUCGCUGAUCAAGAGGAGGGUAAAGCCAGAGAAAUUGAUGUCAAGGAUCUUGGAUUACUAGAGAGGAAGAAUUUGUUGGAGAGGUUAGUGAAGAUUGCUGAGGAAGAUAAUGAGAAAUUCUUGUUCAAGCUCAGGGACCGCAUGAAUAGAGUUGGACUUGAAUUUCCAACAACUGAAGUGCGGUUCGAGCACUUAAAUGUUGAAGCAGAAGCUUAUGUAGGAAGCAGGGCAUUACCUACAAUGUUCAACUUCUCCAUUAAUAUGUUAGAGGGGCUCUUGAAUUGUGUUCAUCUUCUUCCUAGUAGAAAGAAACCUUUGCCAAUCCUACAUGGUGUAAGUGGAACAAUCAAGCCAAGAAGAAUGACACUGCUUUUAGGCCCUCCAGGCUCUGGAAAAACCACAUUGCUAUUGGCAUUGGCUGGAAAGCUUGGUAAAGAUCUUAAAAGAUCUGGAAGAGUUACCUACAAUGGACUUGGGAUGGAUGAGUUUGUACCAGAGAGGACAGCAGCUUACAUUAGUCAAUAUGAUCUUCACAUACCGGAGUUGACUGUGAGAGAAACUCUGGCCUUUUCAGCAAGAUGUCAAGGGGUCGGACCACGUUAUGAAAUGUUAGUAGAACUACUAAGAAGAGAGAAGGCUGCAAAUAUUAUGCCAGAUUCUGAUCUUGAUGUCUACAUGAAGGCAGCAGCACUAAAAGGACAGGAAACCACUGUGAUUACAGAUUAUAUACUCAAGGUUUUGGGACUUGAAGUUUGUGCAGACACCAUGGUAGGGGAUCAAAUGAGACGAGGUAUAUCUGGUGGCCAAAGAAAGCGACUCACCACAGGGGAAAUGCUUGUUGGGCCAGCAAGAGCACUUUUUAUGGAUGAGAUAUCGACUGGCCUGGACAGUUCAACAACAUUUCAGAUAGUAAAUUCACUAAGACAAUCCAUUCACAUUCUCAGUGGAACUGCUGUAAUCUCUCUCCUGCAGCCAGCACCAGAAACUUAUGAUCUCUUUGAUGAUAUAAUUCUCCUCUCAGAUGGGCACAUUGUGUAUCAAGGUCCUCGUGAAAAUGUGCUCGAGUUCUUUGAGUACAUGGGCUUCCGAUGUCCAGAGAGGAAAGGAGUCGCUGAUUUCCUCCAAGAAGUGACAUCAUGGAAAGACCAAGAGCAAUAUUGGACUGAUAAAGAUAAGCCUUAUAGCUUUGUCACGUCCAAGGAAUUUUCUGUAGCAUUGCAGUCAUUUCACAUUGGUCAAGAACUCGGUGAUGAGCUUGCUAGACCUUUUGACAAGUCUAGAGGAAACCCUGCAUCUUUAACAACUGAGAAGUACGGCGUUAGCAAGAAGGAACUUUUUAAGGCUUGUCUGUCUAGACAUUAUUUGCUCAUGAAGAGGAACUCGUUUGUCUACAUUACCAGAAUGACAAUGUUUCUCAUAACUGCUUUUGUGACAAUGACACUAUUCCUACGGACUGAGAUGCACCGGGAUACAGUAGAAGAUGGUGGCAUUUAUAUGGGAGCUAUGUUCUUCACAAUGAUGGUAAUUAUGUUCAAUGGAUACUCAGACCUUGCUAUGACUCUCAUGAAACUUCCUGUGUUUUACAAGCAAAGGGACCUGCUCUUCUAUCCUGCUUGGGCAUACUCUUUACCAACAGUGAUUAUAAGAAUCCCCAUGACCUUUGUGGAAGUUUCCAUUUGGAUGGCCAUCACUUACUACGGUAUUGGUUAUGAUCCAAGCAUUGGAAGGUUCUGCAAGCAGUUCCUUGUACUAGUGUGCAUUAGCCAGAUGGCAAACGGACUGUUCCGAUUGAUAGGUGCAUUAGGAAGGAACAUGACUGUUGCAAACACAUUUGGAUCUGUUGCUUUACUAUGCUGUUUUGUUCUGGGUGGCUUUAUGUUAUCACGAGAGGAGAUGAAGAACUGGUUGUUGUGGGGAUAUUGGCUCUCACCGAUGACGUAUGGAACGAAUGCAAUGGCUGUCAAUGAGUUUUUUGGAAAAAGUUGGAGACAUGUUCCACCGAACUCAACAGAAUCGUUAGGAGUUAUGGUCUUGAAGUCUCGAGGGGUAUUCCCAGAUGCAAGUUGGUACUGGAUUGGAGUAGUAGCUUUAUUUGGAUAUUUUCUUCUGUUCAACUUCCUUUACACUUUGGCACUACAGCUUCUGGAACCACUUGAUAAGCCUCAGGCAGUAUUGUCCAAAGAGGCUUUGGCAGUGAAACACGCCAUGAAAACUGGAGAGACCAUUGAGCUAUCGCCAAUAGGAAACAAUUCUAUUGGAGUAGGGAAUGAAGUUCUAGAGAAUGUGUCAGCCAAUCGUCCCAUGCAGCAAGGAAUGAUUCUUCCUUUUCAACCCCUCUCAAUUACGUUUACUGAAAUCAGAUAUGCAGUUGACAUGCCACAGGAAAUGAAAGGUCAAGGCAUUACUGAGGAUCGACUAGAACUGCUGAAGGGUGUGAGUGGUGCUUUCAGGCCUGGGGUCCUAACAGCUCUAAUGGGUGUUAGCGGUGCUGGAAAGACUACUUUACUGGAUGUUCUGGCAGGAAGGAAAACCGGUGGAUAUAUUGAAGGAAACAUUACCAUUUCUGGGUAUCCAAAAAAGCAAGAAACAUUUGCUCGUAUCUCAGGAUAUUGUGAGCAGACAGAUAUACACUCUCCACAUGUUACGGUUUAUGAGUCUUUGAUUUAUUCUGCAUGGCUCCGCUUGUCCCCUGAAGUUGAUUCCCCAACCAGAAAGGUCUGCACCAUCCACCAGCCAAGCAUUGAUAUAUUUGAUGCUUUUGAUGAGAUGCUCCUUCUGAAACGAGGUGGCGAAGAAAUAUAUGUUGGCCCUUUAGGCUACCAUUCUUCCUACUUGAUCGGAUACUUUGAGGGAAUUAGUGGAGUUUCUAAAAUGAAGAAUGGUUACAAUCCUGCAACUUGGAUGUUGGAGGUUACUUCUGCAGCUCAAGAAGCAGCUCUAGGGAUUAAUUUCACAGACAUAUACAAGAAUUCAGAAGCAUACAGGAGAAACAAGGCCUUGGUCAAGGAACUAAGUAUUCCUCCACCGAAUACAAGAGACUUGUACUUCCCAACAAAAUAUUCUCAGUCUUUCUAUACCCAGUGCAAAGCUUGCUUAUGGAAGCAACAUUUGUCUUACUGGAGAAACCCGGCAUACAGUGCAGUUAGACUUCUUUUCACAACAUUGAUAGCUUUAGCAACCGGGACAUUAUUCUGGGGUCUUGGCUCCAGAAGGCAAAAGCAGCAAGAUCUUUUUAAUGCAAUGGGUGCUAUGUAUUCUGCUAUUCUCUUCAUUGGGCCACAAAAUACCUCAACAGUGCAGCCAGUUGUAGGCAUUGAGCGAAUAGUCUUUUACAGAGAAAGGGCUGCCGGAAUGUACUCUGCCUUGCCAUAUGCCUUUGGACAGGUUGGGAUUGAGCUCCCAUACACUUUGAUCCAAACUAUCAUAUAUGUGGUUAUAUCAUACACGAUGAUCGGAUUUGAGUGGACGGUCAGCAAGUUCUUUUGGCAACUAUUCUUCAUAUACUUCAGUUACUUAUACUUCACCUUAUAUGGCAUGAUGAGUGUGGCCAUUACUCCCAACAUUGCCGUUUCCGCUGUAGUUUCCACGGCAUUCAACCCGCUAUGGAACGUUUUUUCAGGAUUUAUCAUUCCCAAAUCAAGAAUUCCGAUAUGGUGGAGAUGGUUCUACUGGUCGUGCCCGGUCUCUUGGAGCUUGUACGGAAUGAUUGGUUCGCAGUUUGACGGCAUUGAGGACAGGCUUGAUUCCGGCGAAACUGUGGACGCUUUUACCAGGACUUAUUUUGGGUAUAGGGAAGACUUUAUGAGUGUUGUUGCAAUAGUGCUAGUAGCUUUUUCAGUGCUCUUUGGAUCCGUCUUUGCCUUUUCAAUCAAAGCCUUUAACUUUCAAAAGAGAUGA